Sciurus carolinensis (gray squirrel) is the source of this 3477-nucleotide messenger RNA. It is a transcript of the gene Gcfc2, whose product is annotated as GC-rich sequence DNA-binding factor 2. The transcript has 17 exons. Gene Ontology annotation, cellular component: nucleus. Bases 77 to 2401 code for a protein of 774 amino acids. Lineage: Eukaryota; Metazoa; Chordata; Mammalia; Rodentia; Sciuridae. Gene Ontology annotation, molecular function: DNA binding. Gene Ontology annotation, biological process: mRNA splicing, via spliceosome. The record is from RefSeq and is a predicted model, not a curated record.
GCGCCGCCGUGGACGCCGAAGACCCGGUUGGGCACGCACAGAAAGCGAACGCGCGCGCGGAGAUCGGUCUUCCAGCAUGGCUCACAGGCCCAAGCGGACUUUCCGGCAGCGCCAGGCGCAGUCCAGCGAUAGCGAUGACGCCGAGGAUCCGUCCGCUGAAUCCGGGGCGCCGAGGGAGCCGGCGGCUCCUGGCCGGGAGGAGGAAGGCCCGCCCUCAGGAGGAGUCCGCGCAGAGGUGGCGGAACUGCCCCGCCGGGCCCGAGGUCCUCGCGGCCGGGGUCCGGUCUGGGCGAGUUCCCGGCGCGCUGCCAGAGCCGGUCCUCUUGCGGAGAGCUCAGGGGACCAAGAUGAAGAGGAUGGAGCACAUCAUUCCUCAGGAAGUAAAGAUGAUCAGAGUUCAUCUUCUGACAACUUUAGCUCUCCAGAAGAAAAAGAAUUUUCAUCAAUAGUUAAGAUCCCCAAUGCAGCUUUUAUUCAGGCAGCCCGCAGAAAACGUGAAUUGGCCAGGGCCCAAGAUGACUAUAUUUCUUUGGAUGUAAAACAUAACUCUAUCACCCCUGAUAUGAAGAGGAACAGUGAUGAGGAUCCUGAGAGCGAGCCUGAUGACCAUGAGAAGAGAAUACCAUUUGCCCCAAAGCCUCAGACACUUAGACAAAGAAUGACUAAAGAAACAACAAGUAGAAAUGAAGAAACAAGUGAAGACAGUCAAGAAGAUGAAAAUCAAGAUAUUUGGGAACAGCAACAAAUGAGGAAAGCAGUUAAAAUCACAGAGGGAAGAGACAUAGACCUUUCCCACAGUAGUAAAUCUCAAACAGUGAAGAAGUUUGAUACUUCCAUUUCAUUUCCACCAGUAAAUUUAGAAGUUAUAAAGAAACGACUAAAUACCAGACUAACAUUACUACAGGAUACUCAUCGUGCACAUCAGAGAGAAUAUGAAAAAUAUAUUCAAGAUGUCAAAAGAUCAAAGAGUACAGUCGAGAACCUGGAGAGUUCAUCAAGUCAAGCUGUAAAUUAUAAGUUCUAUAAAAACAUGAAAAUCUACGUGGAAAAUAUAAUUGACUGUCUUAAUGAAAAGAUGAUCACCAUCCAAGAAAUAGAAUCAUCCAUGCACGCACUUCUUUUAAAGCAAGCCAUGAUUUUAAUGAAGCGCAGGCAAGAUGAAUUAAAACAUGAAUCAGCAUACUUACAACAGUUAUCACGCAAAACUGAGACUUCAACAAAUGGAAGUUUGGCUGUAGAUGAAAAAACUCAGUACAUUUUAGAACAAAUUGAAUCUCGAAGGAUACAAAGAAGACAAGCAAGAGCACUUUCUGGUAACUGUAACCAUCAGGAAGGGACAUCUAGUGAUGAUGAACUGUCUUCUGCAGAGAUGACUGACUUUCAAAAAAGCCAAGGUGACAUUUUACAGGAUCAUAAGAAAGUUUUUGAAGAUGUGCAUGAUGAUUUUUGUAACAUCCAGAAUAUUUUAUUGAAAUUCCAGCAAUGGAGAGAAAAAUUUCCUGAUUCCUAUUAUGACGCUUUUAUCGGCUUAUGCAUACCAAAACUUUUAAAUCCCCUAAUACGAGUCCAGUUGCUUGAUUGGAAUCCUCUUAAGUUGGAUUCCAUAGGUUUAAAACAAAUGCCAUGGUUCACGUGUAUAGAAGAAUUUAUGGAUAACAGUGUGGAAGAUGCAAAGAGGGACAAUAGUUCCGAUAAAAAAAUUUUGUAUUCAGUCAUCAACAAGACAGUUAUUCCUCGAAUUACAGACUUUGUAGAAUUCAUUUGGGAUCCAUUGUCAACCUCACAGACAACGAGUUUAAUAAAACACUGCAGAAUGAUUCUUGAAGAACAUUCCUCUUAUGAAAAUGAAGUUAGUAAAAGCCAACAGGAUUUACUUAACUCCGUUGCUUCAAGAAUGAAAAAGGCGAUAGAAGAUGAUGUUUUUAUUCCUCUGUAUCCAAAGAGCACUACAGAAAAUGAAACAUCACCACAUUCAAAGUUCCAAGAAAGGCAGUUCUGGUCAGCUCUAAAGCUCUUCCGCAAUAUUCUUCUUUGGAAUGAACUUCUUUCAGAUGAAACCUUGCAAGAGCUAGGACUAGGGAAGCUGCUAAAUCGCUACCUUAUUAUAGCUCUUCUUAAUGCUGUACCUGGACCAGAUGUUGUGAAAAAGUGCAACCAGGUAGCAGUAUGUCUACCAGAAAAAUGGUUUGAAAAUUGUGCUACGAGGACAUCUAUUCCUGAACUAGAAAAUUUCAUUCAGUUUUUAUUGCAGUCUGCACAUAAAUUGUCUAAGGAUGAAUUCAGGAAUGAAGUCAAGGAAAUAAUUCUUAUUCUGGUGAAAAUAAAAGCUUUGAAUCAAGCAGAAUCCCUCAUAGAAGAAUAUCACCUAGACCAUCUUAAAUCUCUAAUUAAAGAAGUUUGAGUAAGCUUUAUAGAAAAAUACUAAAAUAAGAUUUAUAUAUUAAAAUAUAGUACACUCAGUUCCUUUUCCUUUGCUUGGGAAAAAAACAAAUAAAAGCCCAGUGCCUUUUUAUUCCUUCUAAUGGAGGGUAAUGUGUUUAAAUUGUACUUAUUUUAACUACUCCUGUUUACAAAUAAGAAAGGAAAUCUUAAUUAGAAUGAAUUAUGGGUUAACUAAUAGUUAGAUUGUCCUUCACAGAUUUGUACCAGUUUCUUGUACCAAGACCAAAUAAGCAUAAGAGUGUCACUGAAUCCACAGCAGAAAGUUAUUAUGUUUUUUAAAUUCACUGCAUAUUUGACAGGUUGAAAGAAUUGUAAUUAUUUUAUUUUAGAUGUUAAGAGAGUGAACAUGUGUUGGGUUUGACCAUUCGUAAUUCUUUUUGAAAUACCCAUUCAUUUUUUUCUUAUGGGCUUCAAGGCCUUUAUGUUGUAAAAAAAUACUGAUUUUUUUUUAAGUGUCACUUUUCUUUAAAUUUUGUGUAAGUUGAUUUUUGGUAGAUAUGCUAAGUCAUUUCUUUUUAACAAGUUGCUGCUCUUUUUUUUUUUUUUUUUGUCAAACCGUUGCUAAAAAGCACUUAGCAUUCUCACACAAUGACUAUCCCCAGCAAUAAAUGCUGUUUUCAUCUUAAUGUUAUCCUUUCAGGCAUUUUUCUCUACUUAUAAAAGUAUAUGUAGGUACAUAAAGUUUUGUUUUUGCAUAAAUGACAGAGACUUUUUUGCAUUUGAAAUGUGUAAAUUUUUUAUUAUUAAAGUGUACAUUUGGAAAUUAGCCUGACUUUUGUAUUUUUAACUAGAAGUAUUUUGAAUGUGUUACCUUAAGAUUGUUAAUUAUAAAUACUUCUCUUGCUUUUCAUAGAAUGAAAUAUAUUAGAACUUUCAACUAUUCUAAGUCUUUAAGUAAAUAUCAUUAUGCCUAGAGUUGAACUUCAAAGUUUUAUCUAUCAUAUAAUUCAUAAAUUUUUGUGGAACUUACCUAAUCAUUAGUGUAAACUUCUGUUUUUGUUUUUGUUUUUUUUUCUUCCUAUUCCUGUGAAAUGG